Sardina pilchardus (European sardine) is the source of this 1056-nucleotide messenger RNA. Its product is annotated as C-type mannose receptor 2-like. Bases 1 to 1056 code for a protein of 351 amino acids. Lineage: Eukaryota; Metazoa; Chordata; Actinopteri; Clupeiformes; Clupeidae. The transcript has 5 exons. The record is from RefSeq and is a predicted model, not a curated record.
AUGAAGUUCCAUGUGGUGAAGGAGCAGAAGAGCUGGACAGAAGCUCAGCAGUACUGCAGAGAGGAGUUCACUGACCUCGCCACCAUAGACGACAUGACAGAGAAUGAGAAGGUGAAGAGCAUGAUCCAUGCAGGUGAAAAUGCCUGGAUUGGGCUGAAGAGGGGAGACUGGCAGUGGUCUCUGGCUGACAGGGAUUUCUACGGAGAGAAUGAAGCAGAGUUCAGAAACUGGGCUCCAGGCCAACCCAAUGGAGGUGGAGAAGAGUGUGGGUUUAUGUGGCAUGGUGGGAAAUGGCAUGACUUCAGGUGUCACGAAAGCAGUCCCUUCAUCUGCUAUGAUGGGGGAGACUCCACACAUCCCUAUGUGCUGGUUAAUGAGGAGAAGACCUGGGCAGAUGCUCAGAGAUACUGCAGAGAACAACACACAGACCUGGCCAGUGUGAGGAAUCAGGCAGAGAACGACCAGAUAAAGGGAGUCAUAGCACACAGCAGUCAUGACCAGAUAGAGGGAGUUAGAGGAGAUAAAGAAGCCUGGAUUGGCCUGUUCAGAUAUACCUGGUCAGACGGCAGCAGUUCCACAUUCCGUCACUGGGGCGCUGAAGAACCUAAUAAUAAGGGUGUUGCGUGCACUGAAAUUAUGCCCAGUGGUCAGUGGAAAGAUGCAGACUGUCAGCAUAAUGAUGGUAGUCACUUCAUCUGCUAUGAAGAUGAGCUGGUUCUGGUCCGUGAGAAUAAGACCUGGAGAGAGGCGCUGCAGUAUUGCCGAGAGCACCAUGUGGACCUGGUGUCUGUGACGUCCGAGCGGGUCCAGCGCUGGGUGAGUGAGCGGGCUAAAGGAGCCUCCACUGCUCACGUGUGGGUGGGCCUGCUCCACUCCUACGGUGUGGGCUGGUACUGGGUCUGUGGACAGACCGUCUGCUACAGCAACUGGACCCAAGGGCAGCAGGUGGAGUCCUUCCCUCAAGGAGUCGGGGCAGUGGAGUCUGGAGGGGGGCAGUGGGUCAGCAACCUCACUAAGACUGACCAACUCAACUUCAUCUGCACCACUGAGGCCUAG